AUGGUGAAGAAGGCUCUCAACGGCGGGGUGUACCCAGCCCCGGCCGGAGAGAAGAAGCAGGUUGGUUUUGUGGGUCUGGACCCCUCGGCUCCAGAAUCGAGUCGGGACGGGGCGCUGCUCAUUGCGGCUACAGACAGCACCAAACGGACCAGUAUCCUCAGCAGACCACGGGCUAGCAUCUCCGGAGGAAGACCCCGACCAUCCAAAAAGAAUGCCAGCUAUCGCAAACUCCAGAAUUUCCUGUAUAACGCGCUGGAGAGACCGCGGGGCUGGGCGUUCAUCUACCACGCUUAUGUCUUCCUCCUGGUCUUCUCCUGUCUCAUCCUCUCUGUGUUCGCCACUAUCCGGGAGUUCAAAGACAAUUCAGAGAGUGCCUUGUACAUCCUGGAAAUCGUGACCAUCAUAGUGUUUGGGGUGGAAUACAUCGUCAGGAUAUGGGCCGCUGGCUGCUGCUGUCGCUACAGAGGAUGGAGGGGCAGGCUCAAAUUUGCCAGAAAGCCUUUUUGUGUCAUAGACAUCAUGGUACUGAUUGCUUCGGUGUCUGUGCUGGCCGCUGGCUCUCAGGGGAACGUCUUUGCCACCUCCGCCAUCAGGAGUUUGAGGUUCUUACAGAUCCUGCGUAUGCUGCGGAUGGACCGGAGAGGAGGCACCUGGAAACUGCUGGGCUCUGUGGUCUAUGCGCACAGUAAGGAGCUGAUCACCGCCUGGUACAUUGGCUUCCUCUGCCUCAUCCUGGCCUCAUUCUUGGUGUAUUCAGUGGAGAAGGAGUCUAACAAGGACUUUGAGACCUACGCUGAUGCUCUGUGGUGGGGAUUGAUCACUCUGACCACUAUCGGUUAUGGAGAUAAGGUUCCACAGACUUGGAAUGGCCGUAUGCUGGGAGCCGCAUUCAGUAUGAUCGGAGUGGCCUUUUUUGCUCUUCCUGCAGGCAUCUUGGGUUCAGGUUUUGCCCUGAAAGUGCAAGAGCAACACAGACAGAAGCAUUUUGAGAAGAGACGAAACCCCGCUGCCAGCCUUAUUCAGGGUGCUUGGAGGUUUUAUGCCACCAACCUUUCUCGCACGGAUCUGCUGUGCACGUGGGAUUUUUAUGAGCAGACUGUAGCCGUCCCCAUGUACAGGAUAAUCCCUCCUCUGAACCAGCUGGACCUGCUGCGCAAUCUGAAAGGCAAGACCUUCAGGAAGGAGGCUCCAACGGACACCUCUCCCAGCCGCAAGCCCAGCAUAAAGGACAAGGUGUUUCCCAGUCCGUCGAAAGCUCCUGUUGUAAAAGUGAAAGUGUCCUCCCCCGGGGCAGAAGAGGGCGCCGAAGCCAGUCCCAGUAAAGUCACCAAGAGCUGGAGCUUCACCGAGAAGAGCCGAGGAGCUAAAAGUGCGUUCAGAGUGAGGGGUACUUCACGGCAAAACUCUGAGGUGCUGGUUGAAAUGCAGGAUGAAGACUUUGGACUGAAGAGUUCACCAGCAAUUGAAGGUUUAAUAAAGGCCAGUCUCCCGGGAGAAGACUUUGGGGAUGAUAAGAGCUGCCACUGUGAGUUCCUCACUCAGGAAUUACCCCCCGGACUCAAGGUCACCAUACGAGCAAUCUGUGUUAUGAAGUUUCUAGUGUCCAAGCGAAGGUUCAAAGAGAGCCUGCGUCCAUAUGAUGUGAUGGAUGUGAUUGAGCAAUACUCCGCUGGGCACCUGGACAUGUUGUCCCGCAUCAAGAACCUGCAGUCCAGGAUAGAUAUGAUUGUGGGGCCCCCUCCCCCAUCAACACCUCGCCAUAAGAAGUCCACAGAAGGUCCUAGAGUUGACCAGAUUGUUGGUAAAGGGCCUAAGCCUGAAGCAGAUACCGCCGAGGACCAGAGCAUGAUGGGACGUCUGGUCAAAGUGGAAAAACAGGUUGUGUGCAUGGACCGGAAACUGGACUUUCUGGUGAAUGUGUACAUACAGCGGAUGGGCAUCCCACGCUCUGAGACUGAAGCCUUCUUCAACUCUAAGGAGUCGUACCCUGCUCCACCAUACCACAGUCCUGACCACACCAAGGAGGAAAAGGAGGACAAAGAGGACAUGGACAUGGAGAGCCAGGGCCAGGUGAAGGAGGAGAUGGAAUUAAAGACUUACUCUGCAAUGGAGGUCAUGUGCUCUGACUGCUCUCUGGAGAAGAAGGACCCUCUGCUGGGACGCCCUGUGUCCCGCUCGGUGGGCACCCCUUCAGUGUGCAGUCGUCCCUCCACCUCAUGGCAGCACCAGUUGCAACACCCCCUGAGCCAGCCGGCCUGGAACAGCAGUGUAGCCAACACGCCCUCCCCUGUGGCAGACCAGUCCCCUCCCCUGUUCCGCCUGCCCCCUCCCCCAGCCUCUGGACCAGGCAGCAGCCGGGACAGUGGCUCCCACAGCAGGAGGCGCCACAGGAGGCAGCAGUGCCAGCAGGAUCCCACUGCUGCAGAGAGUGACACGUCCCUAUCCAUCCCUUCUGUGGACCAUGAGGAACUGGAGCGCUCCUUCAGUGGCUUCAGCAUCUCCCAGGCCAAGGAGGACUUUUUUGGACCAUCAUUCUUCACGGGCUCUCUGGGCGCAGUGGGGCCAGAUGGCAUGCCCGGACACUCCCUGUGUGCCAGAGUAAGGCCCUUCAUCGCAGAGGGAGAGUCAGACACAGACUCUGACCUGUAUGCUCCCUCCCCAUUGUCCUUCACCGGGGAGGUGUCCUGUGGGGAGAGGGGGUGGCCCGGCCUGAAGUAGGUCCACUCUCAUAUGAGUGGACACGCUGUCUUCUGAUUGUCUCUUAACAUUCAUGAUAGAUUGGUCACACUUGUUGGUGCCAAAGGCCAGAGCAGUCAUAUAAGUCUUUUGAGGGUGCUCUCUGUCGUCUACAAAUAAGUUUGAUCUGGA
This is a messenger RNA of Boleophthalmus pectinirostris (great blue-spotted mudskipper), 2868 nucleotides long. Its product is annotated as potassium voltage-gated channel subfamily KQT member 2-like. Gene Ontology annotation, molecular function: voltage-gated potassium channel activity. Lineage: Eukaryota; Metazoa; Chordata; Actinopteri; Gobiiformes; Gobiidae. The record is from RefSeq and is a predicted model, not a curated record. The transcript is spliced from 18 exons. Gene Ontology annotation, biological process: potassium ion transport; transmembrane transport. Bases 1 to 2718 code for a protein of 905 amino acids. Gene Ontology annotation, cellular component: membrane.